Messenger RNA from Rhagoletis zephyria (snowberry fruit fly), 1783 nucleotides. Its product is annotated as esterase B1-like. The record is from RefSeq and is a predicted model, not a curated record. NCBI's taxonomy places the organism in Eukaryota, Metazoa, Arthropoda, Insecta, Diptera, Tephritidae.
CUGUUGUAGAAAAGUAUUUAAUGAAAACGAUCCAGUAGAAUAAUAAACAUUCCAACACCAACCCAUACAAUUAAUUACGUGCGCGCGCUUAAAAAAACACUCAUGAAUAAGGACGAAAUUACACAGGAAGACAAUGAACAGCUGCUCAGACUGCCGUUGGGCGAGAUCAGAGGCCAACGCUGCCAAACAAUUUAUGCGCAUGCUUACUACAGUUUUGAGGGUAUACCCUAUGCAAAGCCACCAUUGGGCGAGUUGCGCUUCAAAGCACCACAACCUGUUGAGCCCUGGGCUGGCGUAAAGGACUGCACGCAAUGUGCGAGCAAACCAAUGCAAAAGAAUUCGCGCACUGGUGGGGUGGAGGGUGCCGAGGAUUGUCUAUAUCUCAAUGUUUACACAAAAGAACUAAAAAGCGAGCAGUUGUUGCCUGUUAUGGUAUUUAUAUUUGGCGGUGCAUAUUAUAUGGGCGGAGCUACAAGAAACUCUUAUAGCCCAGACUAUUUUAUGAGCGAAAAAGUGGUGCUGGUAACACUAAACUACCGGCUGUGCUCCCUAGGUUUUCUUAGUCUCGCGGAUCCUGCGCUACAAGUACCCGGCAAUGCAGCGCUCAAAGAUCAAAUACUCGCGCUCAGAUGGGUGAAACAAUAUAUCAGUCACUUCAAUGGCGAUCCCAACAAUAUAACAGUGUUUGGAGAAAGCGCCGGCGCUGCUAGCGUUCAUGCGCUAAUGCUUAGCGAACAGACUAGCGAUCUUUUUCAACGCGCCGUCCUUAUGUCCGGCACUGCGCUAAGCUAUUGGGUCAACAUGCCGCAGACUGAUAUGGCCUAUAGAUUAGCAAAAUUUAAUGGUUAUAGCGGUGAGAAUAUAGACGCAGAAGUAUUAUGCUUUCUACAACAAUUAGAACCUGCCAAACUGGUACAACAUUCGCUGCUCAAUGAGGAGGAACGUAGAAAGUUGUACAUAUUUCCUUUCGGCCCAAUUGUGGAGCCAUAUAUUAGCGCGGAUUGUGUUUUGCCAAAGCGACCAUUUCAGCUGUUAAAAAAUACCUGGAGUAAUCGCAUACCAUUGAUUAUUGGCGGUAACUCCUUUGAGGGUCUCUUUAUGUAUCAACGUCUGAAGAUGUUUCCACAAAUAAUGCGUACGCUUUUGAAUGAUCCAGAGCGGAUUUUACCAGAGGACGCAAAAGAAGCUUAUACGCCUGAGCAGCGGCGGGAAAUGGGUACAAAUAUGCUGAAAUUAUUUUUUGGUGCGAAAGAGCCAAGCGAUCGUUCGGUGUUCAAAUUUCUAGAUAUUUAUGGCUACAAGCAAUUUUGGCAUGACAUCCAUCGCACUAUUUUGGCACGUUUGUCCUAUGCCUCUGCUCCAACUUACCUAUAUCGUUUCGAUUUCGAUUCACCAGAUUUUAAUUUGUAUCGUGCAAAGUUUUGUGGCCACGAUCCAGUGCAUGGCGUCGCGCAUGCCGAUGAGCUAUCAUACAUGUUUUUCUCAAAUGACUCGUGGAAAGUUAGCUUGGACUCGGCGGAAUAUAAAACCAUUAGGCGGUUAAUUGGCAUUUUAGUUGCCUUUGCCAAGAACUCCGAUCCUCACUGUGAUGAAAUUAAACCAAUUGUAUGGCAUGCGCUUGAGAAGUCCAACCCGAGCUUGGCUUUGAAUAUCAGCAAUGAUUUGAGUAUAAUGGAAUUGCCGGAGAGUGUGAAACUGAAAGCAUUUGAUGAAUUAUUUGCAUCAACGGAGCAAUUGUAUUGAUAAGUUGUUUUACUAGUUACAUUCCUUAACCUACAUACAU